Micropterus salmoides (largemouth bass) is the source of this 726-nucleotide messenger RNA. RefSeq names its product carcinoembryonic antigen-related cell adhesion molecule 20-like. NCBI's taxonomy places the organism in Eukaryota, Metazoa, Chordata, Actinopteri, Centrarchiformes, Centrarchidae. The transcript is spliced from 4 exons. The record is from RefSeq and is a predicted model, not a curated record. The coding region runs from base 142 to 633 and encodes 163 amino acids.
GAGCGGAGCAGAUUCAAGGAACUGUCAAACUGGAGGUGCUGACCAAAGUGUCAAGACCCACUAUGGCCUGCCCCACAGAAAACGUAAUAGAAGGUAAAACCUCUGUGAACCUAACCUGCAAUGCUGACGGCUUGAGUGUGGAUGAAAGACGGCCGACCUUUGGUUUCUGGAGAGAGAUUCAGCUUUUACGACAGCAACAGAGUGUUGUCUAUCAGCCCUGUCGACAGGAGAGACACUGGAGAGAUUCUUUGUAAUGUCAGCAAUGAUUUCAGUUUUGAUACAGCUAACUGCAGACUGAAAGUCUAUUAUGGACCUGACAAACCAACAAUCAUUCAGAGGCCAAUAGGAGCAGAACUUGAAGAGAGUGUCACUCUUAGCUGCUCUGCUGACUCCCUACCAAAGGCAACUUUCUUCUGGACGUUCAAACACAUGAAGAUGUACGGGCCCCUGCACUACAUCCAUGAGAUGGAAGAGAUGCACCUGGGGAGCUACACCUGUACCGCCCAAAAUGCUGUCACUGGUUUAGAAACCUCUGCGCUCCACACACUGCGUGACUCAUCUACUCCCAUCAUUGGUUCUAUGUCUAUGAUGGUUUGCACCGUCCUGACGUUGAUGGAGCUAAUUUUAGUCUAAAGACUAAGAAUAAGUGUGUGUGUUUUAGAUCAUUCUCUGAGUUCAGCAUUGUUGAUAAAUGUUAUGUUCAUGUAAAAUAAAGCUGUGAAUGAU